CCUCUUUAUCUGUAAAUUAUCCUUUCUUCUCUCUCCAAAUUUUGUUUCUCUGUCUAUAUAUCUUUAUCUGUAUAUAUAUAUAUAUAUAUAUAUAUAUAUAUAUCACCCUCUCUCUCUUCUCUGUUACAUAUCACUCACUAUUCUAGGGCUUCUACAAGCUGUGAAUGGACUGUCGUCUCUCUUACAACCAAUCUUCAGUUCUUGAAGCUUUACCUACCACGGUGAAGAAGAGCGUUUCAAUUCGCGGUACUAUCUGUUCAACGCUCAACUUCGCCGGGGAUCGGCGAUUCGUCCGGCCGAUCAGUACCGUUGAUCGGAGGAGGCGGAGAGCGUCGAUUGUGGUGGCGAGUGCGGAGGCGAGUCACUGUGAGUUCAGUAGCUUGAACACUCCGCUCGAGCCGAAGACCUCGGUCGGGAAGUUCCUGAGCAGUGUGUUGCAGAAUGAUCGCGAUUACUUUCAGGUCGCGGUUGCGAAACAGUUGGUGGAGUUGGCUGCUGAGCGAGACGAUGCUGUUGCUCGCAUGAAUUCGACUCUGGCUUCUUCUGAAGCGUGGCUUCACAGGAGGAUUGCUGAAUUGAGAGAAUGUGAGUGCCAAAGUGCAGUUGAAGAAGUCAUCUACAUGUUAAUCUUCUAUAAGUUCUCUGAGAUCAGUGUUCGUUUGGUUCCGAGGCUCUGCAGAUGUAUAUAUAAUGGCAGACUAGAGAUAUGUCCUUCAAGGGACUGGGCGCUCGAGUCGAUUCACAGCUUUGAGGUCUUGGAGAUGAUAAGGGAACAUCUAACCACUGUCCUUGGCUGGAAGAAGAACUCAAAUGUCAGAGACAAUUGGGCCACAACUGAGAUCCAGCGGGUCCAGCUUUGCCGAGUGUAUGUUGCUUCCAUAUUGUAUGGCUACUUUCUGAAAUCUGCCUCCUUGAGGCACCACCUAGAACUAAAACUCUCAGAGGUCAACUAUGACCUUGGUAUCAACAAUGAUGAUACCCACUUUCCACUUUCAGAAUUGUGCUCCCCUGGGUUAAAGAAAAUUGCAUUUGGUCACGUUAGUAGUGUGCGAUCCACAUCAGUAGGACAAGAGUCAUUCAACCGGGGAAAGAGACGUGAAAAACUGAGGUGUUAUGUCAUGGGGUUCGACCCUGAGAUACUGCAGAUGUGUGCAAAACCAAAGUCGAAGGAGGCAGUACAUCUGAUCGAGAAGCAUAGCUGCGCGCUCUUUGGGGAUGAGAAGACAGGUUUGCUCGAGACCGAUGAGGUGAUCUUGACCUCGUUGUCAAGCCUGAAAAGGCUGGUUUUGGAGGCUGUUGCUUUCGGUUCCUUCCUUUGGGACACGGAAGAGUAUGUGGGCUCUGUAUAUAAACUUAAUGAGAACUAAAUAGUUGAAACGGUAGGAGAUGUACAUACAAGUUUUCUGCUUGACUCUGGCGGCUUGCUUUCUGUGAAUUUAAAGAUGUAUAGUAUAUACUUAAUGUAGAAAUAAUGUAAACAAGUUCUAAAUAAUUGCUGUGUUUGUCGGCUCCUUUAAA
Cornus florida is the source of this 1518-nucleotide messenger RNA. Its product is annotated as UV-B-induced protein At3g17800, chloroplastic. The record is from RefSeq and is a predicted model, not a curated record. Bases 165 to 1367 code for a protein of 400 amino acids. Lineage: Eukaryota; Viridiplantae; Streptophyta; Magnoliopsida; Cornales; Cornaceae. The transcript is spliced from 2 exons.